CACAUUUCUUGUGUAACACAAUAAUCAGGACUUAAAUUCUGCUCCACACUGGCACAGAGAUCUUUUUGUCCUGAGCGAGCAAAACAUACAUUUCCUUCUCUGUGUCAGGUCUGCAAGGGCAAUUCAAUGGGGUGUCUUCCAGGAGCAUCUUACCUUCUUCUGGUGCUGAGCGUGCCCCUGCUGGUAGGUCCCAGUGUCCAGGCAGGGAAGAUCAUGGUGUUUCCGGUGGAUGGGAGUCACUGGGUCAAUAUGAACCUGCUGAUUGAGAACCUCCAUGCAAAAGGUCACGAGGUCACUGUGGUCCGGACAGCAACCAGCUGGUAUGUCAAAGAAUCUGCGCCACAUUACCGCUCCAUCACUGUCACGCUACCACAAGCCAUAGUGAUUGAGAAGGAGGACUUCUUUGUGAACUUUCUCACCAAGAUGCUGGAAAUAAAGAGGGAAGGAUCUGUAACAGGCUUUAUCAAGUUUUACUGGGAGAUGUUGAAUGCGCUGUCGGACAUUCACAAACAGGCCAGCUUAUUGGGAGUGGAAAUGUUUGAGAACAAGACUCUUAUGCAGAGUAUUCGGGACACACAGUUUGACGUGGUUCUGGUUGACCCAGGUUUGCCUGUCGGAGUUUUGGUGGCUCAUGAACUAAAGCUGCCAACAGUUUACAAUGUAAGAUGGAUAACCAGCGGAGAAGGUCAUUUUGUUGUGGCUCCUUCUCCAACUUCAUAUGUUCCAACUUCUGCACACCCUGUAACCGACAAGAUGACAUUCAUCCAGAGAGUCAAAAACACAUUGUUCUAUUUCCUAAACACAUGCAUCGACAAGUUCAUCGUGUGCCCUCACUACGAUAGACUGAUUUACAGGUACUUUGGUCCAGAUGUGAAGUUCUAUCACCUUCUUCAGGGUGCAGACAUUUGGCUCAUGAGGGUAGACUUUGUCUUUGAGUUCCCUAGGCCGACCAUGCCAAACAUUGCGUACAUUGGUGGAUUUCAGUGCAAGCCCUCCAAGCCUUUACCCAAAGAGCUGGAGGAGUUUGUUCAGAGUUCAGGAGAGCAUGGUGUCCUGCUGAUGUCUCUGGGUACUCUGGUCAAAGGUCUGCCAACAGAAAUCACCUCAGAAAUAGCUGCUGCUUUCGCUCAGCUUCCUCAGAAAGUCAUAUGGAGGCAUGCCGGUGAACGGCCCAGAAAUUUAGGCAACAACACCCUCCUGGUGAAGUGGAUGCCUCAGAACGACCUGUUGGGUCAUCCAAAGAUUAAAGCCUUUGUAGCCCACGGUGGCACUAACGGUGUCUACGAGUCCAUCUACCACGGUGUGCCCAUCAUCGGCAUCCCCCUUCUGUUUGACCAGUUCGAAAACAUCCUCAGGCUGGAAGCUCGAGGAGCAGCGAGGGUAGUGGAUGCAGCAAAGCUCACCCGACAGAACUUUUUGGAAGCAGUGGAGGAUGUCAUUAACAAUCCUUCCUACAGAAAGAACAUGGAACGCCUGUCCAGUCUCCAUCGGGAUAAGCCGAUGCAUCCUUUGGACACUGCAGUGUACUGGAUCGAGUUUGUCAUGAGGCAUAAAGGAGCCGCACACUUACGAACAGAUUCUUACAAGAUGCCUUGGUAUUCAUAUUAUUCUGUGGAUGUUUUUGUUUUUUUGUUGUCCAUUUUGUUGCUACUGACAGCUGCUGUGGUGGGUUUGAUACGAUUUAUCUGCCUUCAACUGUGCAGGAAGAGAAAAUCAAAGCAAUCAAAGCAAGACUGAGUUCUCACAAACGAAUGGCUGGUUUUUUAAGCUUACUGGGAAAAGUACUGUAAAAAAAAAAGCAAGAGCACAUUUUGGCAUUUUUAGGGUUUACAUAAAGAAUUAUCUAGUCUUUUGCAGAUUUAAAAUUCUUGAAUAAUUUCUCAAACAGAUUCAAUGCAGUCAUAAUUUACUAUUUUUAAUAUAAGGAGAAAAGCAGAAGCAAAGUCUUAGUAACCAAAUGCACUUCUUUAAUGGGUUAUAAUCUUUUGACGACCUCUAUACAAAGUUGUUGAAAAGCUUGUUGAGCAGGGGAGCAUGUUGAAAAGGAGGAUUUCAAUUUCAACAAAAGAUGAAACUUACAGAACUGCAUGCAAAGAACAGGACUGAGGAAAUGUGGAGAAAGGCAAAGAGUGCAGGUGGGUGCAAUCAGGUGAAAAUUAAUACCAGCUAAGGCAGGUGGAAGGCAGAGGAGCUGAGGGAAGGAGAGCAAUUAACACAGAUAAGCUGAUUAGAGAAGCAGAGAAAUCUCAUAAAUCCAACAGAAGUACUUCUAAAUGAACUGAGCCCAGCAAUUGAAGAAGAAAGUAAUGCACAAGACAUUAACUAAAAUAAGCCUUAAAGAAUAGCAAAGGGCUGCAACCAACAACUUUUUUGUAAUCGGGUAUUCUAUCAAUUAUUCUGAUGAUUAAUUGUGUAAUGAGAUAAAUUUGGCACAUUCUGCAACUGGAAAGGUGGAGUCUGCAGUCUGCCCAAAAUAUUUAAGAAUUUCAGCACAGUUCCCAGUUAAAAACAAAGUUUGUUCUGGUUUUUGACCAAGAUUUGUGAGUUGGGCCAUUUCCAACUUCAGACUCAUGUUCAUUUGAACAACAGUUUUAAUCUGACAGAUAAUGCAGUCUCCGAAGCAGUGCAUCUUCAAACUCAUCGUGUUUUAUCACUGAUAUUAAAGGCUGGAAGCUUAGUCUGCUGGAUGCGAAACAAAUGUCUGCUGGAUGUUAAUGGAGUAUUAUUCUGAAGUCACUAUGGCCUCACGCCACUCGGACAUAGGAGGCUUGGAGACAUGAUGGCUGUGUAAAAGAUCCACUGUUUGCUGAUUGCAAGGCCAAAUGCUGCGUGGCUACUGUACAUGAUGUUGAUUGUGUAGGAUAGACUGUCUUCGUUUUGUCUCAUGCCAAGGCCACUAUCGAGUGUUAGGGAGAGCCGAAAGCGAGGAGGGGCAGAAACAGGGCAGACGCAAACUGCAGGUUUCCAUCUAUGUGAUCUCUGCUGUUUCUCAAUAAAAGUGCUGGAACUUCA
This is a messenger RNA of Fundulus heteroclitus (mummichog), 3012 nucleotides long. RefSeq names its product UDP-glucuronosyltransferase 2C1. Bases 127 to 1737 code for a protein of 536 amino acids. NCBI's taxonomy places the organism in Eukaryota, Metazoa, Chordata, Actinopteri, Cyprinodontiformes, Fundulidae. The transcript is spliced from 2 exons. The record is from RefSeq and is a predicted model, not a curated record. Gene Ontology annotation, molecular function: UDP-glycosyltransferase activity.